AUGCCCCACGUAGCUGCUCGGCAAGGUAAUAAGCGAAAAGAUUCUAUAGGGGAUCCUGUAGGAAAUUCGUCUGCCAAAAGACCAGACCUUGAUGUUGAAAGGGAAGACUUUCAUCCUGAAGAUUUAUCCAAGUUUUCUGCCAAGGAAAUUCUUUAUGCAAUUCAACAGCGGAAUAAGGACCCAAUUAUCGAUCAAAUGCUCGAGGCAUUGGUAACAAAACUCCCGCAAGAGAUUUCAGAGGGAAUUGACGCUGAGAAGCGUGCCCGUAGCCUUGUAAUUUCUGGACUUCCUGAAGCACCGGUUGAUAUGCGUCCAUCUGCUAGGCAAGAUGACCUUGAGUCUAAAGUCUGCAAGCUACUCGACAUUCUAAGAGUAGAAUGCAGGCCUUUAGAAAUUUAUCGUUUAGGCAAAUUAGCUGAUUCUCGUCCGCGUCUAGUAAAGUUGGUUUUGCCAUCUAGAUCUCACUGGGCCACCGCGCUUUCAAACUCCCGAUUACUGCGCGAUUCGGAGUUCGCAAAUGUCUACAUACGUAAGAGCAUGACACCCGCUGAACGGAAACGUGAUUACGAGCUCAGAACGGAAUGCAAAGAACGUAACAAGCGUGCUAAUGCUCGCGUCUGGGUAUGGGAAACUUCUAAGCAGCCCUGGUUCUCUAAAGGCAUUAGCUGCCUAUUAUUCAAUUCCCGUAGCCUUUCUAACAAGAUACACCAUCUCCAUCUCCUACUUAGUACUGAUGAGCCAGACUUACUUUUCAUCACCGAGACUUGGCUUUCGACUAGGAUUUCCAGUUCUGAAAUUAUCGGCGGUUUCCCCUAUCAGAUUUUCAGACGCGAUCGUAAGGGCCGCAAAGGCGGAGGGGUUUGUUGUUUAGCUAAGAAUGGUUUGAAGAUUUCUUUGGGUACAGUUCCUCCUGACAUUAAAUCGGAUCUCCUUUGUCUUGAUAUCACCGAUUCCAUAUUUUCAAGAAAAAUCAGAGUAAUUUUGGUUUACCGGCCACCCAACUCUUCAGCAAAUGAUGAUGAUUGCCUGAUUGAGUCCUUAUUGGACGUGACCCUCACUCAGGCGCACCUAGUCCUACUUGGCGAUUUAAAUCUCGAGAUAGACUGGUCUACUAAUACUGCUAAGAGUUCGGGGUCUUCCAAAUUUCUCGAGUUUUUCAAAGCUGGUGGGUUCACCCAAAACGUUAUGGAACCUACUCGUGGCGAGUCAAUCCUCGAUAUUAUUCUAACAUCUACUCCUCUACUACGGUCUGUUUCAAUCAAGCCCCCUUUCGCUUCAUCAGACCAUAGUACUGUUGCCUUUCAAUUUCAAAUUCAAUCACCGCUCAAGAACAAUUUACCUUUCCCAAAUUUCAAUAAGGCUGACUACGGCGGACUAUCUUCCUACCUUAACUCAGUCAACUGGUGGGAGGUCUUCUGCGAUUACACUUCGGUCGAUGAUGUCUAUAACAGGUUCUGUGGAGUUGUUCAUUCGGGUUUGUCAAGAUUUGUUCCUUUACAGUCCCCACAGAUGCACAAGCAUCGUUACCCCAAGCAUCUGUUGAACCUUAUGUCUCAGAAAACUCGGUUGUUCCACACGCUACCCAGUGCCUUAACUGACCCUGUCUACAAAAAUUACUUCGAUGAUUCAGCCAAAGCUGAAGCUCUAGCUCAAUACUUUACCUCCGUAUUUGUUCCCCAAUCUAUUCCACUUGAUGAAGUUUCACCUUUACGUAAUACCUUUGAUUCCCUUUCAGAAAUUUCCAUUGAUCCACUAGACGUGCUACGCGUAUUAAAAUCACUGAAGUGUUCUACUGCUUUAACCAUUGAUGGAAUCCCGCAAAUU
Cooperia oncophora is the source of this 1824-nucleotide messenger RNA. Lineage: Eukaryota; Metazoa; Nematoda; Chromadorea; Rhabditida; Trichostrongylidae. The record is from the annotation of a GenBank genome assembly.